AGAAGGACCCACGCCUCCAGCCAGCACUGUGUCUUUUGGUGUUUCCCAAUUUCCCUUUUCCAAGACUUGUGUUUUUCUCCGCCCGGUGGGUCUUUUCCCCGGCGAGCCGGGGCAGAUUUCUCAUGGCUGAGGUGAAGGUGAAGGUGCAGCCGCCUGACGCGGAUCCGGUUGAAAUAGAAAACAGGAUUAUAGAAUUAUGCCACCAGUUCCCUCAUGGAAUUACAGACCAAGUAAUUCAGAAUGAAAUGCCUCAUAUAGAAGCCCAGCAACGGGCAGUGGCCAUCAAUAGACUUCUGUCCAUGGGUCAGUUGGAUCUCUUAAGGAGCAAUACAGGCCUUUUGUAUAGAAUAAAGGAUUCUCAGAAUGCUGGCCCUGUCUCAUUCUUUCUAAGUAAAAUGAAAGGAUCAGAUAAUCAAGAAAAACUAGUAUAUCAAAUCAUAGAGGAUGCAGGAAAUAAAGGAAUAUGGAGCAGAGAUAUCCGAUAUAAAAGUAACUUGCCAUUAACAGAAAUUAAUAAAAUUCUAAAGAAUUUGGAAAGUAAAAAGCUUAUCAAAGCUGUUAAGUCUGUGGCAGCUUCAAAAAAGAAAGUGUAUAUGCUCUAUAACUUACAGCCUGACCGGUCUGUGACUGGUGGUGCCUGGUACAGUGACCAGGAUUUUGAAUCAGAAUUUGUUGAGGUGCUUAACCAACAGUGUUUCAAAUUCCUACAAACCAAGGCAGAAACAGCACGAGAAGGCAAACAGAAUCCAAUGAUACAAAGAAAUAGCUCAUUUGCUUCAUCACAUGAAGUUUGGAAAUACAUCUGUGAAUUGGGAAUCAGCAAGGUAGAGUUGUCCAUGGAGGACAUUGAGACGAUCUUGAAUACGCUCAUUUAUGAUGGGAAAGUGGAGAUGACUAUCAUCGCUGCAAAAGAAGGUACUGUUGGCAGUGUAGACGGACACAUGAAGCUGUAUAAGGCAGUCAACCCAAUCAUCCCACCCACAGGCUUGGUCCGAGCCCCCUGUGGACUCUGCCCGGUUUUUGAUGACUGCCAUGAAGGUGGUGAGAUUUCACCAUCUAAUUGUAUUUACAUGACAGAGUGGCUUGAAUUUUAACAAAAAGCUAUGACUUCUAUUGACAUGUUACAAAUCAGUUGUUUUGGGUGUAAACACUUCAAUUCAUGAUGGAACAUCAAAUUCCCUUGAAAACAGACUUAACUAUAAUGGAUAUAGACUUGUGCUGCUAUGAAAAAGUAUUUAUUUUUUCCUAUGAAAACUAUACUUAUGUUCAUGGAGUUCACAACAAGACUAUGAAGCUGGUGAAUUCAGCUGUGAAAUCUGUUCAAUAAAUACGUUGACGUUUUGGAGGACCUCAUCUGAAAGUUUGAAGAUUUGAUGAUUCAAGGAAAAAGAAGACAACAAAUCCAUAUUCACGAAGUAUUAUGAUAGUAGCUAGAGCUUUAAAAUGACCAUUUUAAAGUUAGUUAUUAAGAUUUUCAAUGGAAACUUUUAUUGUCUACUUCCCAAUUCUAAGUGAUGAAUGUAGAGACAGUGAGAGUGGGUGGACUUGGGGCAUGAGUCACGGACAGCAGGGAACUUCUUUCCACACACUCUCUAUUCCUUUUUAUGUCAGAAAUGUUCUUGCAGAACAAUGUGCCAUUGAAUUUACCUCAAAUGCAAAGGAUGACUUUUUGUCAAGGUUAUGUUUUUUAGUGCAUAAAUAAUUAUUCUUAUCUUAAAGGGUAUAUUUUUCACUGUUCUUUCUUUCUUAAAGUUCUGUGCAAGUUUUACUCUGUCUCAGUUGUAUGUUUGCUAUAAUUUCCUCCUGGAUUCUUACCAUUUAACUAAAAUUAAAACUAAAAAUAAUCAAUUGCCCUCCAUUCAUACUUUAUUUGGGGAAGUACCAUUCUUUUUUCUUGUCCUAUUUUAGAGUUGUUUCCUUAUUUGGUUAUGAAAAUCAUGGCACAGUAUGCCCAAAUUAAGCAGAAACCCAUUAUAAUUGUCCUGAAACUCGGUCUUUCGCUAUAUAGAAAAUAUCAGGUUAUUUGACAUCUUGUUGCACAGAAGGUAGCUGUGGUGCUUUAUAAGAUCUCAACUGUUGUAGUGUUUGCUCUGAGACAUCAUUUAAGUUUGUGUCAAGGCCAAACCCAUUGGACAAAUGGAAAGGAAAAUUGAAAAUUGCUGAGACUUGAGUUCAGACACAAGUGUGGAGAUACUCUUUAAUGGACAAACUUCAGAAGGGUUACUUUGAGAUAAAUGAGAAUGGUAAAGUAAAAUUGAGCUUAGUAACCAAUGUUUAGAAUUAGGCAAGUUGUGUGACCAGCUCUAGAGUUAGCAUUAUAAUGUUAGUACUUUGAAUCAGAAAUCAUUUCUUCAUGUGUUGGAUAUAAGACAUAGAAGAAUCUAGGAUCCUGAAGCUACAAGUUUCCCUUCAAUCCCCAGUUGGGACAUACAGUGUCCUUCCUGGCCUAUUCAAUGGUACUAAUCUUAUUUAAUAAAAAGAUUGACUUGGAGGAGCGUUAAGAAUGGGAAUAAAGAACCAGUUUGUUUUAUUUUUCUUUAAUUUUUAACUGAGGUAACACUGGGGUAGCUCCAUUAGGUAUUCCUACUAUCAUCUCACACCCUACCACUGUAAACUAUGCCUCCCUCCCUUGCUCCCUUCUUUUACCUCCUCUCCCUUCCCACUCCCUUGAUGUCUCAGUUCUGCAGUCAGCUAUCAAAUAUUCCACUAUUAGUGACACCAUCCAGAACCAGUUUGUUUUAAAUAUGGUUUUUGUCUUAAUAGCUAGAGAUUGAUUUUUAAAAGCUUAUAAUCAAUAGAAAAAACUAUUUCUUGAUGCACCUAAAUAAAAAGACCCUUUAAGUUUUUCAUUUUGAGUAUUAAUUGAGGGAGGAAAGAAGCAAUAGUUUUCAGUGCAGCACAUGUGAUGUAUAGUUAGAUAUUUACUCUAUAGGAGUAAACUGAUCAAACUGUAGAGCCCUAUAUUCAUGACACUGAAAGAUCAAAUUUUAGGUGAAGUCCUAAAACUCAUGGUUGAUUCCCACAUGUUAAGGUAUUUUGUGUAAGUAUUUUGCUUGCUGGGGGAAGGACAUUCCCUGGAGUGUGUCAAAGUCCCUUAAUAAUGAUCCACAGAAUCAAAAGAAUCAUGAUUCUGUUUUUAAAUCAACUGUAUCUGCCAUUCUUCCUUGAAGCUUCUCUGAUCUUAGUUUGGUGAUGCGUAAACAAUGGAACUAUCAUUUUUAUGGUGAUCAACUAUUGAGCAAGCUAAUCAAAGCUAAAGUAAUAUAGAGUCACUUUUAUUUUGAACUUACUCAUUAUUAGAUAGUAGCCAAGGGGAGACUAUAAAAUGCAUACUAUAUGACCAGUAUUAUCCAGUAGAAUUAUUCAUGGUGAUAGAAUAUCUGUUAUUCAAUAAGGUACCCCUAGCUGUCUAUCUUUUCAGCACUUAAAGCGUGGCUAGUGUGAAUAGUCCCUGGGUUUACUGGCUACCAUACUGGGCAGUGGAAUCAAAGGUUUCAUUAAUUUCUAAAGAAAUUUCUAUUUUUAUAGAAGUGAAGAAUAUCAAAGUAAUUAUGUCUAUUGUAUAUAUUUGGUUUUUUUCUAAGGAGGAAGAGAACAGCUUAUUAUGAGCUUUUAUUUAUAUAGUUUGUAAUUUUUUAAGAAAGCACUUCUGAAAACCAGGUAGAGAAUGCAUUAACAGUUAUUCCAAAUCAUUCAAAUAGAAUCAAACUUUGAUUAUAGACUUAGUAAAAUCAAUGCUAAAGAGCUCUUUAUAAAGAUCUUAACUUGCUUUUCAUUAGCUUGUCUUGUAAGUUGUCUUAAAUCUUAACUAUUUUAAUUUAGAAGUAUUAUAUAUUUAGUGUAAAUUUUCAAAUAAGCCCAGGUGCUUAAAAUAAAGGUCCAACAUACUGUAUUUAGAAAAAUUCCAUUUCCCAAAGAUAAUUGUUGCUAAGAAAUUAGCAAGUAUGUCCUUAUUUAUUUUUUUUCUUUAGCAUAAAAGGCAUUUUAGGUUAAAAUGAUGGCUUUGAGUCCCCUCUAAGCAUAAACAGUUCAGGAGUUCAUAUUACUGCAGCAAAUGUCAGGUUCUUCAACAUUAAGUGUGGGUUCACUAGAAAUUGUUUAAGCCAGAAUUUAAGAAUAUAAUAACCAUAAAAAAAUUAGGCAAUGAAAAGGAGUAUGAACAGAAGAAAAAUCAUAGGAUGGUACUUGAAAAACUGCUAAAGGGACAUGGCAGUUAAAACCAAACUUGGAAGUAUGGAAAGA
Messenger RNA from Condylura cristata (star-nosed mole), 4242 nucleotides. RefSeq names its product polymerase (RNA) III (DNA directed) polypeptide F, 39 kDa (gene POLR3F). The record is from RefSeq and is a predicted model, not a curated record. Bases 123 to 1094 code for a protein of 323 amino acids. Gene Ontology annotation, cellular component: RNA polymerase III complex. NCBI's taxonomy places the organism in Eukaryota, Metazoa, Chordata, Mammalia, Eulipotyphla, Talpidae. The transcript is spliced from 10 exons. Gene Ontology annotation, biological process: transcription by RNA polymerase III.